This is a messenger RNA of Diaporthe amygdali, 1371 nucleotides long. RefSeq lists its product as uncharacterized. The transcript has 8 exons. The record is from RefSeq and is a predicted model, not a curated record. Lineage: Eukaryota; Fungi; Ascomycota; Sordariomycetes; Diaporthales; Diaporthaceae. Bases 1 to 1371 code for a protein of 456 amino acids.
AUGUUGACUUUCCGGCUCCUCGUCGUCCUCUGCGUGUCAGGUCUGCUUGAGCUCGCCGCGGCUCAGGUGCCUCCACAAUGUGCUAUGAUAUGUGCAGCUCAGGCUUCGCAGGAGCCACCAUACGUGAACAAGACUCAAUUGGAGCUAUGUGCCGAUAAAGGGUACAGCCAGCUUGUCGGCGGCUGUGUGACGCAGGAGUGUACCGUGAUAGAAGGUCUAUCGUUUAUCAACACCACGAGAACAGCGUGCGGGCUGCCGCGAGUGGAUCACCGCCGCGGCGUCCACGUGAUCACUCUGACCAUGUUUGCACUCGCCACUGUCUUCUUCGCAAUUCGCAUGGCCGUCAAGUACCUGAGAUAUACUCCAUGGGGUGCCGAUGAUACUUGGCUGACGCUCGCAUUUGCCCUCCUCAUCCCGUUCAUUACCGUCAUACAAUGCAUGAUCCCACAAGGACUUGGUCUUGAGAUUUGGGUCCUCCACGACUAUCAAAUAACCACUUUUCUCAGGUACCUCCUUGCCGCCCAAACGCACUAUGUCCUCAUUAUAGCGAUUAUCAAAGCGUCUAUCCUGGCAUUUUUCCUGAGAAUCUUCCCAGAUGAGAUGUUCAAGAAGGUGGUAUGGUGCACGCUCAUCUACGACCUUCUCGUUGGCGUCAUUGUUUUCACCCUCAGUCUGGUACAGAGGCAGCCCACUUGGCUAAUAUGGGAGGGCUGGAAGGACAAGGAUCAGCGCGGCGUCGUCCUCGAACUGAACAACCUGGGCCUGGGCCACGGCGGAAUGAAUAUUGCGCUGGAUUUAUGGAUGCUCGUGCUGCCAUUCACGCAGCUGUACAAGCUUCAACACCCGUGGCACAAGAAGCUUGGCAUCUUCGCCAUGUUUAGCGUCGGUAUAUUCCUGACGAUUGUAUCUGCAAUACGUGUCAAGAGCUUGGUGUCAUUUGCGACAUCUGAAAACGUCACCGACGACGCACGCGAAACCGUGAUCUGGUCCUGCAUCGAGCUCUGCGUGGGCAUCGUGGUGGCCUGCAUGCCGCACGCGCGCCAGCUGUUCCGCGAGGCCACACGGAAGUUCAGGCGCACCCGCCAGCCGCCCAGCUCGGCGGAGAGGACGAGCCGGACGUACUGGAGUCCGCGGCGUGUCCACCGGGACGACUCGGUCGAGUCGGGCACUGCCGUCGACCAUUCCGCCGCCGGCCCGGUACCCCCCGACAAGAGCUGGUACAGCUCGACAACACAAUCAGCUUAUACGACGACGACUUGUACGAGCUCCCGUCAGCACUCGAGCUUCGCCAGUGAUGCGCCAACGCGUGUCGCCUCGCUAGCACAGACCCUGGAUGAGGCUCCAGAUGGCGGAAUAGCAAACUUUCACUAA